Molecule: messenger RNA, 1104 nt
Organism: Aureobasidium musti
Lineage: Eukaryota; Fungi; Ascomycota; Dothideomycetes; Dothideales; Saccotheciaceae
Source: the annotation of a GenBank genome assembly
AUGUCAUCGCCCUCGACCUCCUCCCCAGAUGACCAGCGCCAAAGACUCCAGCAAUCAACGAUGCCUCGUGUCUACCCUCCGAUCGAGGGAAGACAGACUGGUGCUGGACUGUCUCCCUCGCUCAUAGAGACUGUCGCCGGCUUCAGCGCCGGAAUUAUUUCUACUCUGGUUGUUCAUCCGUUCGAUGUCGUCAAAACACGCCUGCAGGGUGUGUCUUACCCUGAACAUCUGGAAACCCGGUCGCUUGCUAAAAUAGGCCCUGUACAGNUGGAUCCGAGCACAACCAGCCACUUGGGCGACUCAGUGCGCAUAGUCAAGAACAUUGUCAAAAAUGAGGGCGGAUAUUCAGCUUUGUACCGUGGUCUUAUGCCCAACAUGGUCGGAAACUCUGNNUACGGCAACAUCAAGGAUCUGAUCAAGACCGCUCGAGGCAACCCAGAUGUUCUUACAUCCUACGAUUAUUUCCUGGCUUCUGGUACCUCUGGAAUAUUGACUGCGCUCUGCACAAAUCCCAUAUGGGUCAUCAAGACGCGCAUGCUAUCUACCUCCCGUGAUGCACCAGGGGCAUACAAGUCGAUCCGUCAAGGAACGACACAUCUUUGGAAGACAGAGGGCUUGAAGGGCUUCUAUCGCGGCCUCAUACCAUCUCUCUUUGGCGUCAGUCACGGUGCUAUUCAAUUCAUGGCAUACGAACAACUCAAGAACCAUUGGAGCACAAGCCGGGGUGGCAGAGACAACCUUACCAAUCUGGAUUUCCUGUUACUGAGCGCCGUCAGCAAAAUGUUUGCUGGUAGUGUCACUUAUCCCUAUCAGGUUGUGAGAGCACGUCUUCAGACGUAUGAUGCCGACUCGCGAUACAAAGGUGUGAGAGACGUUGUCAAGCAGGUCUUCCAGAAAGAGGGUCUGAAGGGGUUUUACANNAAGGGUACGUACUCCGCCGCCGCCGUUACUGUGUCAUUUUCUAACUCGAUGGUUACUAGGCUUGGACCCAACAUUGUACGCGUCCUCCCCUCGACUUGCGUAACCUUCUUGGUGUACGAAAACACCAAAUUUUACCUGCCUCGCUUCUACCAGUCGUAUCAGGAAGUCAGAGGGGUCGACUGA